AUGAAAGGAAUUUGGAAAGCAGCUAAUAAUCAGGGCAAAGUUGCAUUCGUGUUAAAAGAAAAGUCGAAGGUUUUGAAGGAAAAUUCAAAGAGUUGGAAUAAAGAGGUGUUUGACAUCCUAAAUUUACAAGUGGCAGAAGCUGUAAAGUCUCUCAACUACUUAGACCAUCAGGCAGCAGCAAAUAUUGUGGUUUCAAGUUCUAGCAGUUUGGAAGAAGUCGGAGUCAAAGCAUCUAGCAAAGUUUGGGAAGCAAUGUACAACAAAGAGAGUAUUCUUAGACAAAAAUUUAGGCUUAUGUGGAUUAGAGAAGGGGAUUCCAACUCUAAGUGCUUUUAUAAAUUUAUGAAGAGGUAUAGUAGGAACUGCAUAUUGAGUAUUAAGAUUGAUAAGGGAAGACUUGACCAAGUGAAGGAGAUAAAAGAAAAACCAGAUUUAAUUUUUAAAGAUGACCUUUUAAGGUUUGUGAGUGAAUUCCAUAUGAUUGCAAAGGUUCCAAAAACUAUAAUUGCUUCAUUCUUGACUUUGAUUCCUAAGAAGGAUAACUCUCAAGCCCUUGUUGAGUACAUGCCCAUUAGUCUUACUAAUAGCUUAUAUAGAAUUCUUGCUAAGAUCCAAGCUACUAGGUUUAAAAAGGUCAAAUAUGAUUUAAUCUUUAAAUAUCAAUCUGCUUUCAUGGCUCAGAGAUAG
Molecule: messenger RNA, 687 nt
Organism: Lathyrus oleraceus (garden pea)
Lineage: Eukaryota; Viridiplantae; Streptophyta; Magnoliopsida; Fabales; Fabaceae
Exons: 2
Coding region: 1-687 (228 amino acids)
Source: RefSeq, a predicted model, not a curated record